AUGUGGUCCUGGUUUGGCGGAGCAGCAGCCCAGAAGCGCAAGGAUGCGCCCAAGAAUGCCAUCCUGAUGCUGCGGGAGCAGCUGGACAUGCUACAGAAGCGGGAGAGACAUCUGGAGAAUCAGAUGGAGGAGCAGGAGGCGAUAGCGAAGAAGAAUGUUGCGGCAAAUAAAACUGCUGUUGCGAAAGCGGCUCUUCGGAGAAAAAAGGUCCACGAGAAGAACCUUGAACAGACGACGGCGCAGAUUACCCAGCUCGAACAGCAGAUUUACUCCAUCGAAGCGGCGAAUAUCAACCAGGAGACUUUGAAUGCGAUGAAGGCGGCUGGUUCUGCCAUGACACAGAUUCACGGUUCUAUGACGAUCGAUAAGGUUGAUGAGACGAUGGAUCAACUCCGAGAACAACACCAACUCAGCGAGGAAAUCGCCCAGGCUAUCACCAGCCAGUCCGUGGGCGAACAACCAGACGAAGACGAGUUGGAUGCCGAACUCGAAGGAUUGGAGCAGGAGGCUAUGGAUGAGCGUAUGCUCAAGACAGGAACAGUGCCUGUGGCCGACCAGAUCAAUCGGUUACCUGCUGCCGCAAAUGGAGAGCCCAAGGACAAAACGAAGCAAGCCGAGGAAGAAGACGAGGAAGCAGAGCUCGAGAAGCUCCGUGCAGAAAUGGCCAUGUGA
This is a messenger RNA of Aspergillus chevalieri, 672 nucleotides long. It is a transcript of the gene SNF7, whose product is annotated as ESCRT-III subunit protein SNF7. The transcript has 4 exons. Gene Ontology annotation, biological process: vesicle budding from membrane; late endosome to vacuole transport via multivesicular body sorting pathway. Bases 1 to 672 code for a protein of 223 amino acids. Lineage: Eukaryota; Fungi; Ascomycota; Eurotiomycetes; Eurotiales; Aspergillaceae. The record is from RefSeq and is a predicted model, not a curated record. Gene Ontology annotation, cellular component: multivesicular body; cytoplasmic side of plasma membrane; ESCRT III complex.